CAGACAGAAGCGAAGAUGAGGAAGCUGAGGAUUACUGCAUCUGGAUGGGGGAGAAAAAAAAUCAAAGAAGACACAAACUCACUUUGAAGCGCUCCUGAUCCAACUCAAGAUCCGUCCUCACUGCAGGCACAAGGAAGAGAAGAAAUAAAAUGCCCAGUACCGUGUUGGGGUAGGGCGGGGAGCGGAGCAGCUGGGAGAGCUCGAUUGGGUCGUAGGGCCAGGCGGGUUCGGCGGAUGCGGGGGCGUCGGAGGAGGGUGGAGUUGGCAGCGGUCCCACCGGAAGCUGGAGUGGAGUUGGAGUUGGUCGCGGAUUCAUCGGAGAGGAGGAUCUGGGCGUAGGGCUGCUGGACGUUGAGGAACACCUCUCUUUACUAAACCCGAUAAGAAGAGAAGGGUUUCCUACCCAGAUCUAGAGGAGCGGCGGCGGCGGCGAGGAAAAUCGUUACCGUCCCCCCUUUCGUCCGUGGGAGAUGGAGAAGCCGAACGAGGUGUUGAUGAGGGAGGCCCUCGGGAAGAGAAACUGCCGUGAUCCUGAGGCAGAAUCCCACCAGUUCCGGGCAGAUGAAGGCGAGAACAAGGAGGUCCUGGCACGUCUAGCUUGGGAAGAAGCGUUUUGGGAUGAUUUGGAGCAAUCUUACGGUUCACGGCCGGUGAGGAGGGACACGGAGCAUGCGGAAACGAAAGCUUCUUGGAGGAAGAUGGAUCUGGCGACGGCAUCGCAGAAGGCGGCGGCGGCGGCGGCGGCGGCGGCCUGGUCGGAGGAUGAGGAGGACGACGACGACCCGGACCGUGAGGCUCUCCGAUUUCGCAAAAGAUGGAACUACAUUUGGUCCGAACAUUUCGGUUCCUUCGAGGAUACCACUCUUAUCCCCCCUAUGCGAUUUACCGAUGAGCCUCCGGUUGAAAGACUCUACCCCUCCACUACUCUACAGAUCUUUUCAGCCAAGGUUGCAGGAAUAGGAGGAGGCUUCCAGUGGCCUCUCGACGUGUUCGGUCUGGUUGCCAUACGCGACUCAGUUGAUGAAAAUCGGAAUAUUAUCUUCCAGCGCUCGAGGGAUGAGUGCCAAACCAUCACUGGGGAGGAUCCAUAUUUAGAGCUCACAGGUCCUACCCGUGCUGUGGUGUUGUGGGAUCCUUUGACCAUCGAGGUUUACCUAAGAGUGAAGGGCCCUUCUGAACUCGAGGAUAAAACCUUAUGCUUCCUUGCUGAGGGAAUGAUAUGCUUAGAUAGGGUAAAUUCAUGCCUGCUCCAUGAAACUUGGACUAGCAAGUAUAGCACAAUGGAGUUUACACUUGGGCAUAUUAAUGCCUCUGUCGAGGCCACAAUAUCUGUUCGAGUUGUUGAUGGCUCAUGGCCAGAUGGUUUUCACGGCCAGUUUGUUGCCUGUUUGGUCGGUACUCAUUGGUUUGAUGAAGUGCCUGCUUUUUAUAGUAGCACCAGUGUUGAUGACAAGGAAAUUGUCCUGCUUAGUUUUGGAGAUGAGAAAGUGCCUGCCGUGGUUGAUGGUGUGAUUGAGCUUUCUCGUCGUGUUGUUUCUGUUGAAACUACAAGCAAACUGAAAGUUUCUGUCAAUGCAUGGCAAGAUGAUAACAAUGCUGUGGAAGCUUGGGAGGAAUUUAGUGCCAAGGAAAGAGGUAGAAGCUUCGGUACGCUUGACGUUGGGUUUUGUAAAAUGGACGUUAUUGUGGGCUGGUCACUGGUGACGGAUUAUCCGGAACCUCGGCGCUGAUGUGAAAUAGUAUUUCAAUAAGUUUCAAAAUGAUGGAGCAUUAGCUACUGCGUCUGAACUGGUAUUUAUGUACUGUAGGUGUUGCGUUUGAAGUGGUACUUAUGUAUUUUAGGUGUCGACUCUGAAGUGGUACUGUGUACUGAAAUAAGAGAUAAUGAUGUUGACAUGCUGUGAUUCUGUGUGGGCAAA
This is a messenger RNA of Panicum hallii, 1919 nucleotides long. RefSeq lists its product as uncharacterized. Bases 471 to 1730 code for a protein of 419 amino acids. The transcript has 3 exons. Lineage: Eukaryota; Viridiplantae; Streptophyta; Magnoliopsida; Poales; Poaceae. The record is from RefSeq and is a predicted model, not a curated record.